This is a messenger RNA of Hippopotamus amphibius kiboko, 3569 nucleotides long. It is a transcript of the gene SLC9A9, whose product is annotated as solute carrier family 9 member A9. Gene Ontology annotation, biological process: sodium ion transport; regulation of pH; proton transmembrane transport. Bases 219 to 2153 code for a protein of 644 amino acids. The record is from RefSeq and is a predicted model, not a curated record. Gene Ontology annotation, cellular component: membrane; recycling endosome. NCBI's taxonomy places the organism in Eukaryota, Metazoa, Chordata, Mammalia, Artiodactyla, Hippopotamidae. Gene Ontology annotation, molecular function: sodium:proton antiporter activity. The transcript has 16 exons.
UGGAGUUUGAAAAGAGACAGGGCUGCUUUAAGAGAGAAACAGGAAGUUGUAACUAGAAGCCAUCUGAAUACUAAGCCAAGGCAGAAUGCUCAUGAAGUAGCAACUUAAGUGGCAGUGUUUAUCCUGAAAUCCUCAGGCAGCCAGACCGUCUUAGGCAAACCUUGAUAAAAUAGUCCUCAUCCAGGUUUUUAUGUAAGGAAUCCCAGGAGAACUGGAGAAUGGAGAGACAGCAAAGGCUCAUGUCAGAGAAGGAUGAGUAUCAGUUUCAACAUCAGGGAGCGGUGGAGCUGCUUGUCUUUAAUUUUUUGCUUAUCCUUACCAUUUUGACAAUCUGGUUAUUUAAAAAUCAUCGAUUUCGCUUCUUGCAUGAAACCGGAGGAGCGAUGGUGUACGGCCUUGUAAUGGGAUUAAUUUUACGAUAUGCUACAGCACCAACUGAUAUUGAAAGUGGAACGGUGUACGAUUGUGGAAAAUUGGUCUUCAGUCCAUCAACUCUGCUGAUUAAUAUCACUGACCAAGUUUAUGAAUAUAAAUACAAGAGAGAAAUAAGCCAGCACAACAUCAAUCCUCACCAAGGCAAUGCUAUACUUGAAAAGAUGACAUUUGAUCCAGAAAUCUUCUUCAAUGUUUUACUGCCACCAAUUAUAUUUCAUGCUGGAUAUAGCCUAAAGAAGAGACACUUUUUUCAAAACUUAGGAUCUAUUUUAACGUAUGCCUUCUUGGGAACUGCCAUCUCCUGUAUCAUCAUAGGGUUAAUUAUGUAUGGCUUUGUGAAGGCUAUGGUAUAUGCUGACCAGCUGAAAAAUGGAGACUUUCAUUUCACUGACUGUUUGUUUUUUGGUUCACUGAUGUCUGCUACAGAUCCAGUGACGGUGUUGGCCAUUUUCCAUGAACUACAUGUCGACCCCGACCUGUAUACACUCUUGUUUGGGGAGAGUGUGUUGAAUGAUGCAGUCGCCAUAGUCCUUACAUAUUCUAUAUCCAUUUACAGUCCCAAGGAGAAUCCAAAUGCCUUCGAUGCUGCAGCGUUCUUCCAGUCGGUGGGGAAUUUCCUGGGGAUCUUCGCCGGCUCAUUUGCAAUGGGGUCUGCGUAUGCUGUUGUCACGGCGCUGUUGACCAAAUUUACCAAACUGUGUGAGUUCCCUAUGCUGGAAACAGGCCUGUUCUUCCUCCUGUCUUGGAGCGCCUUCCUGUCUGCCGAGGCCGCUGGCCUAACAGGGAUAGUCGCUGUUCUCUUCUGUGGAGUCACACAGGCACAUUAUACCUACAACAAUCUGUCGCUGGAUUCCAAAAUGAGGACUAAACAGUUGUUUGAAUUUAUGAACUUCUUGGCUGAGAAUGUCAUCUUCUGUUACAUGGGCCUGGCGCUGUUCACCUUCCAGAAUCACAUCUUUAAUGCUCUUUUCAUACUUGGAGCCUUUCUAGCAAUUUUUGUAGCCAGAGGAUGCAACAUAUAUCCCCUCUCCUUCCUCCUGAAUCUGGGCCGGAAACACAAGAUCCCCUGGAACUUUCAGCACAUGAUGAUGUUUUCAGGUUUGCGAGGAGCCAUAGCCUUUGCCUUAGCCAUUCGGAACACAGAAUCUCAGCCCAAGCAAAUGAUGUUUACCACCACGCUGCUGCUCGUGUUCUUCACAGUCUGGGUAUUUGGAGGAGGAACAACCCCCAUGCUGACUUGCCUUCAGAUCAGGGUUGGUGUGGACCUGGAUGAAGAUCAGAAGGAGGAGCCCUCCUCACACCAGGAAGCAAAUAGCUCUGGUAAAAGCACAACAAAAACAGAGAGUGCCUGGCUCUUCAGAAUGUGGUACAGCUUUGACCACAAAUAUCUGAAACCAAUUUUAACCCACUCUGGUCCUCCACUGACCACAACGUUACCUGAAUGGUGCGGCCCAAUUUCCAGACUGCUCACCAGUCCUCAGGCCUAUGGGGAACACCUCAAAGAGGACGAUGUGGAAUGCAUUGUAAAUCAGGACGAACUGGCCAUGAAUUACCAGGAGCAAGCCGCCUCACCCUGCAGCCCUCCUGCAAGGCCAGAUCUGGACCAGAAAGCUUCACCCCAGACUCCAAGCAAAGAAAACAUUUAUGAGGGGGACCUUGGCCUAGGAGGCUAUGAACUCAAGCUUGAGCAAACUCCGGGUCAGCCCCAGCUGAACUGAUGGGCGUGAACAGCACCGAGGUAAUCACAGGUAAUGCGGGGCUCUCUGAGGAAUAUAAGCCAAGCUGAUGAGGCCAUGUGGAGAAAAGGCUGGGAAAUGUAUGGAGAGUAUAAACUGGAGAGAUUCAAAACCUUGUCACAUGUAUCCUCUAGUGCCUGCAGAAAGGAGAAUUUAUUAUCAUCCCACUAUAUUAUGUAACUGAAUUUAAGUUUUUGACAGCGCCAUUUUUAUUAAUGAACUGGGUGGGGUGGGAAGGGUGUAGAGGGGAGAGAGGUAGGAGUCUAGCUGCUGGGAGGAUGAAACAGAUGUGCUGUGUCUGCAGGAUGUUUCUUUUCUGUGUGCAGCUCUCCGAGCCCUUCGCUCAGAUUCGGGAUUCUAUUUUCCUCAUUAAGGAGAGUUUGAAAAUAAGAAAAAGAGUCUCUGAGCUUAAAUGUGUGGCUCUUAAGCUGGAGGGAAUGCCGUUAUUCAGGAAGUGAUACGUUUUAUGUGUUUAGAACCUAGGCUCCCACUUGCUCCUAAUGAUCCAGGGCUGUUUACCCAGAUAAGUGCUGAUACCACUGUUGACAGCCUCACAGAAACCAAGGCACAUGCGGACCCCCUGUUCUCCUUGGCAUCCUUUACAAGCAGCUCCUCCCCUUGCUCAAAGGGGUUGGAGACAGCGUGGGUGCACUCUGCACUCAAUGCAGUGCCACUUGCCACCUUGGUAGGACCCCUUCCAUGGACAGCGGGGUUCUCGUCCCCAUACCGUGUUUCAGCCUUCUUGUCCUUACUUGCAUUUGAGUCACUUCCUGGCUCUGUGGCCCGCCCCUCUGUCUGCUGAGUGAUGAGGUUCCAUAGCACAGGUGCCUCUCCACACGGCUGGAGUCAGGGCAGGAACCCUGACCUGUCCUCCAGUUCCAAUUCUCACAGCUGAACAGCAGCGCAGGGGCCGGAGCAAGAGGAGCAGGGCUGAGGAUGCGCAGAGACCACACGGAGGACGCAAGGACAGAGCAUCAGGACCCUCCUUACAAGGCAUGGCUCAUGGCCCGUGGAGGAGAGACCAACACAAUAGCUUUUAAUUCAGCUGCACAACCUGUGCCUUUAAGCCAUUAAGAUACCUCAAAAGCAGCUUCUCUUGAAAUACAAAUGUUAAUAUCAGACUCCAAAAAAAGCAGGCCCCAGUCAUGGGUGCCCAGGCUCUGAUGAAUCUGUGUCUGAGGGAAGCAGGACUGGCGUCUUCUUGGGGCCCAAAGCUUGGAAGUAACAUAUGCUUUGCUGACCAGUCGCCUGGCUUGAGACACAAACCAUGGUCGUGCUGGGCACGCCAUAGGCACAGCGAUUUUCUUGCUUUCCAACAGUAGAAUCCCGGGGCACAAACUGUUUUCUACUCAGCUAAGUAUAACCUGGUCAUUCCAGGUAAAUAUGGCAAAUGGCAAA